This is a messenger RNA of Culex pipiens pallens (northern house mosquito), 1961 nucleotides long. RefSeq names its product N6-adenosine-methyltransferase MT-A70-like protein (gene Mettl3). The coding region runs from base 41 to 1846 and encodes 601 amino acids. The record is from RefSeq and is a predicted model, not a curated record. NCBI's taxonomy places the organism in Eukaryota, Metazoa, Arthropoda, Insecta, Diptera, Culicidae. Gene Ontology annotation, molecular function: mRNA m(6)A methyltransferase activity; mRNA (2'-O-methyladenosine-N6-)-methyltransferase activity. The transcript is spliced from 3 exons. Gene Ontology annotation, cellular component: RNA N6-methyladenosine methyltransferase complex; nucleus.
AGUGUUCCGGGAUAACCGGUAAAAACUGUCAAUUCCAACCAUGUCCCUGGAGGAGAUCCAAGCCGUCAAGGUGAAGCGAAAUUCGCUGCGAGAGCGGCUGGAGAAGCGCAAAAAAGAACGCCAGGAUUUGCUCGGCGGCGGUGGCAGCAGCCCCGGGCCAAGUGUCCUCAUUAAAACGGAAGCUGGGGCUGGUGGUGCCGGCGGGGACGACAAGAGCAAGAUUCUGCUGACGGCGAUCAAGUUGGAGCAAGAUAUUGACGCGGAGGUUGAGAAGGCGCUGGUUCAGGUGUUGGCCGAUCGGACCGCUAUUUUGCCGACCAAUUCGUCCCAGAUUGCGCAACGGGUGGAGAAGUUGAUCCAGAAGCCGACGCCACACGAAACGGUGCGGUAUUAUUUGCAGAAGCUGUCCGGGCAGCACUUGGUCAGCGUGAAGGAGGUCAGCAUUGGGGGAAGCGUCGGGUACGAGGUCAUUUCGGCGGAACACGGAGCGCUGCAGACGCUGCACGAUGAAGUGCUGAUGAAUCAUGGUGAGGACCGGGAGUCGGCCAAAAGGAAAGCGAUCAAGGAGGAGAAGGAUUUGGACUCGAAGGUGGCCCGGUUGACGUCUUCUGGGGGAGGUGGGGACUCGGUUGGUUCGUCGUCGUUGGCCAACACGUCGGACGACAUAAUGUCGCUGCUGUCGAUGCCAUCGACGCGGGAGAAGCAGAGCAAACAGGUUGGGGAGGAGAUUCUGGAACUGCUGACGAAGCCAACGGCCAAGGAGCGAUCGCUGGCGGAGAAGUUUAAAUCGCAGGGAGGAGCGCAGGUCAUGGAGUUUUGUCCGCACGGAACUAGGAUCGAGUGUUUGAGAUCGCUGGAAGCGGCAAACGAUGCGCAUCUUCACAAGGACGACGACGAUGAUGAUGUUAUCAUUAGCGGGGACGACAACGGAGUGUUUGAGAUCGUAGAAAUCAAGAAAGAUCCGGACGCCGAAAAGAUCAAGUUCCAGUGCAACAAGCUGCACUUUAAGAAGAUCAUUCAAUCCCACACCGACGAAUCGCUUGGGGAUUGCAGCUUCCUGAACACUUGCUUUCACAUGGACAGCUGCAAGUACGUACAUUACGAAGUGGACACUUACGGCCUCAACACGAGCAGUUCCAAGUUCGAUCCGGAAACUUCACUGCUCGGAGCCAAGCGAGUUACCAACGAUCCGUGCGCCACCCUCUACCCACCUCAGUGGAUCCAGUGUGACCUGCGCUAUCUGGACAUGACCGUCCUCGGCAAGUUCGCCGUCGUGAUGGCCGACCCGCCCUGGGACAUUCACAUGGAACUGCCGUACGGAACCAUGUCCGACGAUGAGAUGAGACAGCUGGGCGUGCCCGCCCUCCAAACGGACGGUCUCAUCUUCCUGUGGGUCACCGGCCGUGCCAUGGAACUCGGUCGCGAGUGCCUCAAGCUGUGGGGCUACGAACGCGUCGACGAACUGAUCUGGGUCAAGACGAACCAGCUGCAGCGGAUAAUCCGCACCGGUCGGACCGGCCACUGGCUGAACCACGGCAAGGAGCACUGCCUGGUGGGCAUGAAGGGCAACCCGCCGAACCUGAACCGCGGCCUGGACUGCGACGUCAUCGUGGCGGAAGUGCGCGCCACCUCGCACAAACCGGACGAAAUCUACGGCAUCAUCGAGCGGCUCAGCCCGGGCACGCGGAAGAUCGAGCUGUUUGGAAGGCCGCACAACGUGCAGCCGAAUUGGAUCACGCUCGGCAAUCAGCUGGACGGCAUCCGGUUGGUGGAUCCGGAGCUGAUCAGUUCGUUUCAGAAGCGCUACCCGGACGGGAACUGCAUGACGCCCGGAAAGAAUCCGUAAGGAGCAACGCUCUAUCUCACACACUUUACAAAAUAACAUUGACGAAAUGAUGAAAAUUUUAAUAUUUUAAGCAUUAAAAAUGGCUUCAAUAAAGUAUUUCUUUGAUAACGGUAAA